Molecule: messenger RNA, 5547 nt
Organism: Crotalus tigris (Tiger rattlesnake)
Lineage: Eukaryota; Metazoa; Chordata; Lepidosauria; Squamata; Viperidae
Gene: MAML2
Product: mastermind like transcriptional coactivator 2
Exons: 5
Coding region: 826-4038 (1070 amino acids)
Biological process (GO): Notch signaling pathway; positive regulation of transcription of Notch receptor target
Cellular component (GO): nucleoplasm; nuclear speck
Molecular function (GO): transcription coactivator activity
Source: RefSeq, a predicted model, not a curated record
GAUUCCGCGAGCAACUUUUCUUCCACCUCGUGUUCUCCUCCUCCUCCUCGCCUUUUUUUUUUCCGCGCUCUCUCUUUCUUUGGGGACGCCGCCGCCCGCCCGCUUGCAGCCAGCCUUUUGCACUCGUGGGGAUAUUGUGAUCCUGGUUACUACGAUCCCCACUAACUUUCUCUCCCUUUUGGAAAGCAUCUCUCAACUUCGGGGGAGGAUUUAAAGGAAACACCAGCAGAAUCGCUUCUUGGAAAGUUAUUAACUUCCAACACGUCCCGUAUUAUUAAUAAUCAAGGAGAAAACAGAAUGUUUUUUUAAGGGAUUCCGUACAGCUCCGGACGUUUUUUUUGGGGGAAAAAAAAAGAAAUCGUCUCCCACCCUCUCGUCAAUUGCUCCACUGGGUUUUUACAUUUCUGUGGCGGUUCUGCAUCUGUGGAAUGGAUCCUGGUCAAUUCUUUCCUUCCUUCCUUAUUAUUUUUCCCUCAACCUCUGAGAUGAAUUGCGCUCCCGGGCUAACAAAUCUUCCGAAAAGGAUUUCGGUGGGUUUUCUGUAGUUCUUUGCGCGAAAAGAAAACAAACAAACAAAAAAAUCUGUCAAUUCGUCUUUCCUGGCUGUCAGGAAGGAUCAUAACUCGUAAAAGGGGAAGGGGCUGACUUCGGGUUGCCCUACGGGGGGGGAGGGAGAGAGAGGAAAUAAAAAGGAAAGCAAAAAAAAAAAAAAAAUCCGAUCUGGAGCUGGUCGAGCGACUCCCUCCACUCAUGUCAGCGUGAGAAAGCCGCGAUCUCCGGUUGAGAAAAGAGCAGCGAGCGCGAGGAGGCGUCAGGCCCGUCGGGAUGGGGGACACGGCGCCCCCUCAAGCCCUGGGUCUCCUUGGAGGAGGAGGAGGAGGAGGCGCGAUGGCGGCAGCGGCGGCGCCCCCGCGGGUGCACAGCGCGAUCGUGGAGAGGCUCCGGGCGCGCAUCGCCGUUUGCCGCCAGCACCACUUGACCUGCGAAGGGCGCUACGAGCGGGGCAGGGCCGAGAGCUCGGAUCGCGAGCGAGAGAACACCUUGCAGCUUCUCAACCUUGUGCAGCACGGCCAGGCGGCCCGGAAGGGAAGCAAGCACAGCAAGGCGGCGGCGGCGGCAGCAGGGACCGCCGGAGGCAGCAGCGCCGCCGCGGCUUCUGCUAACGCCGCAGCGCCCCCUGCGGCCGACUACUAUCCCCAGCAGCUGAUCAGCAACGGGAGUGCUGGGGUUAGGAAUGGGAUCAACGGGGAGCAGCCCAGCGCCGUCGCUGGGGGCGAGCCCAGGAAUCCAGCCCUGAUUGCGCUCCAGGGUUCCUUGAAGAGAAAACUGGUGGUAAAUCUGACACCAGGCAAUAACAAGAGAUCAAAUGGCAUUGCUGACAAUACUUUCCUGGAUAUUAAGCGAAUCCGAGGUGGUGAUAAUAACCUUUCCAUGGGACGUGGUCAGUGUGGUAACAAUUGCCCAAACCAGUCAGUGUUGGGAUCAUUCUCAGUUGGACAAGGUGCUCCAAGGAAAAUGGACAGCUCAACCAACAACAGUCAUUCUGGGGCAAACGGGAUGUUUAACAUGACCCUAAAAGAGGUCAAAAAGGAACCCGGGGAGACAAUUUCUUGUAGUAAGCAUAUGGAUGGUCCGACAUCCCAGAACAGUGUUUUUCCUAACAGAUAUGGAGAAGACACGGCGGAACAGUUGAUGGACCCAGAACUUCAGGAGCUAUUCAAUGAACUGAGUAAUAUUUCUGUGCCCCCCAUGAGUGAUCUUGAAUUAGAGAACAUGAUAAAUGCCACCAUCAAGCAAGAUGAACCAUUUAACAUUGACAUUGGUCACCAGAUCCAGAGAGGAACCCCUGCCCAAUCCUCUUCCUUGCAGAUAGACAAAAUGGUGAUCAAACAAGAGUAUUCACCGGGAUUGAACCAGGCUUCGGUGGGAUCACCUCAGAUGAGGCCUCCUUCUACAGACUCAGCUUUCACUAUAUCUGGUGCUGCUAUGUCCACCUCAUCUCCCAUUCCUUCAGUACCUCAGACUCAGACUCCUCCCUCUCAAGGGACAUCAGUUCCCCCUCGGCCAUUGGCCAAUUGGCAAGAAGUUUCUCAUGCCCAGCAAUUGAAACAAAUAGCAGCAAACAGGCAACAGCAUGCUCUGAUUCAGCAGUGCCAGCAAAGUCAAUCGGCAACAUCCUGGCCUGGUUUGUCAUCUACAGAACCACCUUCUGGGUCGUUUGUGCAGGAGAAGAUGUCUAGUCCAUCUUUCCACCAGCAACAACAGUUCAGUCCACAAGGUCCCGCAAUAUCUGGUAUCCCAGUCAAUGGGACUCCAUCCAAAGGAAUGAACAGUUACACCUACCGGCCAAACUCCAUGCCCCAGGGAAGUUCUGUCAACAUGGUAAUGCCCCGAAAGUCUCAAGACAUCCCCAGAAAUUAUCUAAACAACAAUCAGGUGUCACUGGAGGAACCUCAGAACAGUAUCAAGCCUUUGUUUCAUUUCAGCUCAGAACAAGCCAACAAGCAGAUGUCUUCUGGUUUGGGAGCCCCACAUAAACCUUCUCUUGUCCACUAUGCACAGCAGCCACCCCAACAGCUGUCUAACUCAGCGGUUCAACCACAAACUUCGCAGCAGCAGCAGCCACAUUCUGCACAAUCUCUCCAAACUCAGCAUCUCCAAAGGCCCCCCAACGUAUCCUUAGCUUUACAGCAAAAGAUCAUGCUCCAGAAAAUGCUCCAAAAUCAGCCUGCUUCAGGACUACAGUACAUGGGCCCGCAGAAUCAGCUGAAUCAACAUACUGUCUUGGGUCAAAGUGGAGGCACCAAUCCAGGAUCUGCCUCAUGCACAAAUGCAAACACUGGAACCAGCUACAUCAGCUCAUCACCACAAACAUUGCUGAAUCAGCAGCUGAAACAACAGUUCCUCCUUCAGCAGCAGCAGCAGCAACAGCAAAUACUAACAGAAGCAGAGAAAGCAACCUCUCAAGAUCAACUGAAUAGACACCUUACAAGACCACCACCAGAUUAUAAGGACCAAAGAAGGGGCCAGGUCAACGUGCAGCAAACACACCAAUAUUCUGGUGGAUCACCGGCUGUGAGCAUCAAUUCCAAUCUGUGUUUCUCCAAUCCCAUUUCCACUUCAAACAUUUUGUCACAGCAAUCAAAUCUCUUAUCCACGGCUCAUGGCCUCAGAAUGACUUCUCUUCCAGCAGGGCACCACGUCAGCUGCUACGGGAACAUUCCCUGCAGUCAACCAAAUGCAUAUAACGUGGCAACUCCAGGAGUGAGCCAGGUUGCCCAGCAUAGAAAUCUAAACCCAAUUGUAACCAGUCAAAACAACCCUGCAGCAUCUCGGCCGACACCUCCAGGGCAAGGCAAUAACAUGCCGACCUUUGACAAUGGCUUGGGAAUUAACUCCCAGCAAGGGAAACUCAGCUUGAACCAAGGGACUUCAGCCCAAAGAGCUUCAAAUGUGAUGGUCAGUUCAAAUGCUGCAGCUCAGAACUGGGUUUCUUCGGAAGCAGGGUCCAAGCAACAGGAAACCCAGAGGGCUUCGGGAUCCCCUUUCUCGUCUGGAAGCUCCUAUACAAAUCAGCAACUACAGCGCGCAGCUGCCCUCCAGCAAUUUCCUCAGCGUGCCAUGGUGCCUCCUAAUCAACUGGGCACUAUCCAGAUGAGAACCCCUACGAGCCAAAUGAACCAAAGUCUAAAUGGACAAGUGGGCGGGGCAUCCAAACCCCAGAGUGCAAUGCCAACUCAAUUGCAGGGAGAGGUUGUGGCCCACUUAAAUCCACCCAGGGUGGGGAUGACACAACCCCACCCCUUGUCAUCGAACCAGUUCUCAUCAAGUGCUACUCAAAUGUCCAGCAGGGUUUUUCAAGGAACAGAUCAUGCCAGUGAUCUAGCAUUUGAUUUUCUGAACCAGCAAGCAGAUAACAUUGGGCCUGCACUCAAUAGUGACCCAGACUUCAUUGAUUCUUUGUUGAAAACAGAGCCUAGUAAUGAUGAUUGGAUGAAAGACAUCAACCUCGAUGAGAUAUUAGGAGGCCAUUCCUGAGGCAGCUAACAAUUAUGAACUCCUGGUGUUUUUUUAAGGCUAAAAAGUCAGGAUAUCAGUCUUCAGUUUGUAGAAGACAAAGGUCGGGGGGGGGGGGAAGCAAAAGAGUGAGUUGCUGGAUCCAACCUUAAAAGUAUAUUAAUGCAACCAUGCUUCCAUAACUUGUUCCAUUAUCAAGUAUGCUAAAGAUGGUAAGUCUGGAUCCAUUGUUUCCAAAUAUAGGGGAUUCUGAAUGAUAAAGGAACUCUAAGAAAUGGGUGUUUAUCAUCCAAACAAAUCCUAAAUAUGUAAGCUAAUAUUUACAUCUGUUACAUAAAGGAGAGACCUAGGAAUAUGCACUGCAUCAAAAAUAUACUGCUGACAUCCGCUAAUGAUUUUCACAUGUAUGUGUGUACAAAUAGAAAUCUGGCUGGGAAAAAAUAAGCAGAAAACAAGAAAACAACACACAACUCAGAAAGCUUAGCAAGAAUCUUCCCUAACAUUGCGCAUUCUAAUAUGUUUUAUUAGAAUCCUUAUCGUUUUCAUUCAGUGAGAACGAGACAUUACAUUAUGGUAAUUCAGAACAUCUGGAGUAUAUCAAAUUUAGGGACGCAGGUUAGCAAUUCAUAGAGGGAACCAGUGGGCCAUGAAAGAAAAGCUUAUUGAUAGAACCCCUAUAUACAAGCCAAACAUCCCAGGUUCUAUAAGCGAUUUAGUCUGGGAUGAAAAAGAGCAAUCCCACAAUUCUGAAGGUCCAAUGGCGCACAUGGCAGCUCCUUAAAUCUCUACUGUAAAGUUCCUAAUACUUCUUAAAACUGCAGUUUUCUGUCCACUUUCCUGGAAAUAAAUCUACAGAUGGGAUAAAUAAACCUAUAGAUGGGAUAAACAGGCAGUAAACAGAUAGCUUGCCCUGUGAGUGGUUUGGCUUCCAACUCAUUUCCUUCCUAAAACCCCUCCUUAUGGGAGAAUCUGUGCAGAGUAUGAAGUAUCAGACUCAAGAGUAUUAGAAGUUUUCUAUUCGAAAUCUGUCUAGUGGUUUUAAAUAGGAAUAACCAGCUUGUCCAGCCUGUUACGACUUCUGCAGAUGACCCAUUUCACAAGCUUCCUUCUCCUCUCUAUAGCUUUCAUACCUCCUAGAGUGGGUUUCUUCUUCCGUCCUCUUUAUCCCUUUAAUUAGGUAUUGGAGAGUAGAUUGAAUUUUGGAUGCUAAUGGAAUCCCAUGUGCCCUAGAAUGCAGAUGAUAUCAAAACGAUCCAGUUUUAUCUUACAUGUCAUUAACAUAUUAUGAAUAAGAAUGAGGAUCCGUGAGGUAGGGAUCCCUGCAAGCAUCGGCUGAAAGGAUAUCUAAUGGUAGAUCCGUCAAACAUGGUGGUUUAAUUAUUUGAGCACACAUUGCAACCAGCCACCAUCUUUUUUUUUGUUGUUGUUAGUUGCGAAGUCGUGUCCGACCCCUCACGACCGCAUGGACAACAUUCCUCCAGGCCUUCCUGUCCUCUACCAUCUUCUGGAGUCCCUUUAAGCUCACACCUA